Messenger RNA from Kickxella alabastrina, 1009 nucleotides. RefSeq lists its product as uncharacterized. The coding region runs from base 83 to 1009 and encodes 308 amino acids. NCBI's taxonomy places the organism in Eukaryota, Fungi, Kickxellomycota, Kickxellomycetes, Kickxellales, Kickxellaceae. The record is from RefSeq and is a predicted model, not a curated record. The transcript is spliced from 3 exons.
CUUGUUUCUGCCUAACACGCUUUUAACAACUUAUUAUUUACGCAUUUAUAUCAAUACUACGCUUUAUAUUUAAAGUUUUAUCAUGCACUUUAGCAAAACUGUCUUUGCCGCUGUUCUCGCCGUUCUUAGCACGGUUGUCUCUGCAUGGCCCAUUGCGCAUGUUUUUCCGGCGUCAGACAAGCUGCCGUUGACUUGGGCUGAAGUGAGAUCCCAGUCCGACGUGGGAAUUUUGCGCGCCUCUGGGAGCAUGGCCAUGGCUGCAAAUGUGGGCGACUCAUAUGUUUCGUUUUCCGGCGGUAUGGUCAGUAUGCGUAUUCCGGCCGAAUCUGUUACAAAGCUGGCAGCUGCCAGCGGUGGCGCCUCUGCUGUCAGACUAGCCAUCAUUGCUCCCGAGGCAUCUAGCCCAGCAACUGUUGGCCAGUGGGCGCUAGACAGUGUUGCUUUUGUGUUUGGUUUGACAGAUCCUGCUGUUAACAGCGCCAACAACACCAGUAGCAUCAUUGAGGCUGUAAUGGAUGUAGCUGCCACCAGCAGUGCUAAAAGCCCCAUCAGUGUCAAAAGCACCAGCAGCAUCGAGGCUGCAGCGGCUGCGACGACCGCUACCAACGACAACACCUCUAUCAGCAUGCUGCCAUUAUCAGUGCAAAACUCCACAUUGCUCAUAUUUCUGGUGCUGGCCGCCAAUGUACUGGCGCUUAACCACGGGCACACAUCAGUACUUCUUGAACGUGGUACCAUUUUUGUGCGAAACCGCGCCCAAGUUCAUCGCAGAGCACUGGAUAAACACACUGGCUUUCUAGCCAGGCGCAACCAGCUUAUAUUGGGCAAGCAAGAAACAAACGCCGAAAAGGCAGAAUACAACCCGACUACCACAUUGUUCUACGCUGGCUAUGUCACACUGGGCACACCACCACAACGAUUUUUAGUCAAUUUGACAGUGGCUCUGCAGAUCUCUGGGUUCCCAGCUCACAUGCACCAGUGCCACAUGCCGGUCACACCGCCAUUUUGA